Messenger RNA from Galleria mellonella (greater wax moth), 1532 nucleotides. RefSeq lists its product as uncharacterized. The transcript has 6 exons. The coding region runs from base 281 to 1462 and encodes 393 amino acids. NCBI's taxonomy places the organism in Eukaryota, Metazoa, Arthropoda, Insecta, Lepidoptera, Pyralidae. The record is from RefSeq and is a predicted model, not a curated record. Gene Ontology annotation, biological process: negative regulation of G2/M transition of mitotic cell cycle.
GGGCGGUAUGGCCUAAAUGAUUUUAGUCUGUCCACAAAUUGGGCAAUCAUUAUAAAAAAAAAAUAUUAUCCGUCAAUUACAGUCUUGUCACUGUCAACUAUCAAUAUUUUCUAUUUUUAUUGCUGUAUCCGUAACCAAACCAAGCAUCUGUUAAUAUAUAAAAAUCACAGCUGAAGAGCUGUACUUGGUUUUGUCUCAACACCUACAUGUUCGUUGUUCCCAAUUUCUGGUGAUUUGGUCCCUAUAUUGAGUUGAUACUUGUAUAAAUAGGGGCUAAAAUAUGCCAGAAGAUAGGAAAAACCAGUCAAAAGGUAACAAAAAUGAACCUAAGGAGCAACGGCGAGCUCGCCAAGGGCGACAAAAAGUGGGAAAUGUGGAAAAGAAAUCAACCCCUGUAGAAAAUAAUAAAGAUCCACUUGAAAAAAAAGCUGAAGGAACUAAAGUUACAGUUCCACAAAAGCCAGUUUAUGAAGAUCCAGGACCAGAAUUCUACAAAAACCUAAAACGUGAAACUGAUGAAAUUCUCAAAAUUACUGAAGAGGCAAAUUCUAAGUAUAAAAGUAAAGAAAUCCAAAGCAAUUGGGCUAAAUAUGAAAUGCCAAUUGAGACUUAUGAUGAAGUGGAAGAACAGGAGAAUAUGGGUGCUGAUUAUGAGAAAUUAAUAGAGACACCACUGUCAAUUGGCGGUCAUUUUCAAUUUAAACAUGAGAAAUCUUGGGAUAUAAAUACAGGACCAUCAAUAUAUGAUAAAUAUUUCGAAAUAAACAUGAAUGACCUUGCAAUUGCUCUCUCCACUUUGCCUUUCUACGAAAGAAAUAAUAUAAACCAAGAUAUAUUUUCUGCCACUGAAAUAUUAACAAUGAAUAAUAGAGCCACUAAGUACAAACAAAAGUAUUAUAAUGACAAAUCAUACACAACUCCAGAAUUAGAAACACAUGAUAAAAUACUGAAUAAUAUCAAAGAAGAUAUGUUUCAGUCUGAGGAAAAGAUAAAUAUUUCCAAAGACAUACAAUUUGAGGGAAAAACGGAUGUAGUGCGAAAUGUUCCUGAGGAAUCAACUAUAGAAUUAAAACCAUCUGCAAUUGGAGACGAUUUAACAUUAAAAUCUCAAAGUACUUCUAAUUCUGAAAAUACCAAUACCCACGAAAGUACUGAAAAAAUUAUGGAAAAUAUUACGCCUGAACCUAAUACUGCAGCAUUAAAUACAAAAUAUAAAAAAAUAAAUACCAGUCAAUUAAUAGAUGACAUAGAUGACCUUAUCUUAGAUAGUACCGAUAAACAAUUGCCCAAUAAAGAGAUAGGAAAUACAGAUGUCCCUGAAAUUGAAAUUCCUAAAUUGGAAUCUAAAAUACUUAAAGAAGCUGAAAAUACUCCAACAAAAACUGAACAGCCCAAGAAUCCAGUUAUCCAAUCUCCAGAAGAUCUAGAAAAAUGGCUCGACGAUUUCCUAGAUGAUGAAUAAAAGAUUGCCUGUAAUUAAAUGCAUAUAAUUAUUUUAGUAAGAAAUAUUAAGAAUCAGUUACCCACCACAA